Molecule: messenger RNA, 2154 nt
Organism: Dicentrarchus labrax (European seabass)
Lineage: Eukaryota; Metazoa; Chordata; Actinopteri; Moronidae
Gene: kdelr2b
Product: KDEL endoplasmic reticulum protein retention receptor 2b
Exons: 5
Coding region: 178-816 (212 amino acids)
Biological process (GO): endoplasmic reticulum to Golgi vesicle-mediated transport; protein retention in ER lumen
Cellular component (GO): membrane; cis-Golgi network; endoplasmic reticulum
Molecular function (GO): ER lumen protein retrieval receptor activity
Source: RefSeq, a predicted model, not a curated record
CCCAAGCCACGUCGCGCUUUGCUCGCCAUUUUCCCAUCUUCUGAAGCCAGAAUCAUUCUAUUCUAGUAUCACGGUGUCAUUCAGCACUGUCAGCUCAUAAAUUACUUGUUACCGGGGACGAGUUGAGCUCUUUAUAGAGGCUUUAAUCGCUUUGCUUCUGCUGGCGCUCCCACAAACAUGAACAUUUUCAGGCUAACCGGCGAUCUCUCCCACCUAGCAGCCAUCAUCAUCCUGCUGCUAAAAAUAUGGAAAACCAGGUCUUGUGCCGGUAUCUCUGGGAAGAGUCAGGUCCUGUUUGCAUUAGUGUUCACCACCCGCUACCUGGACCUGCUGACCUCCUUCAUCUCUCUCUACAACACCACAAUGAAGAUCAUCUACAUCGGAUGUGCGUACGCCACUGUGUACCUGAUCUACCUGAAAUUCAAGGCCACUUACGACGGGAACCACGACACAUUCAGGGUGGAGUUCCUGGUCGUCCCUGUCGGCGGCCUGGCUUUCCUGGUUAACCAUGACUUCUCUCCCCUGGAGAUUCUGUGGACGUUCUCCAUCUACUUGGAGUCGGUGGCCAUCUUGCCCCAGCUUUUCAUGAUCAGCAAGACUGGUGAGGCCGAGACCAUCACCACCCACUACCUGUUCUUCCUGGGACUCUACAGAGCCCUCUACCUCAUCAACUGGAUAUGGAGGUUCUACUUUGAGGGAUUCUUCGACAUGAUCGCCAUUGUCGCUGGGGUGGUGCAGACCAUCCUCUACUGCGACUUCUUCUAUUUGUAUGUAACAAAAGUACUGAAAGGAAAGAAGUUGAGUCUGCCAGCUUAAGUGCCAAAGAGGAGUGUUUCGCAGACUCAUAGAGGGGGAUCGAAGGGGAGGAGGAGUGGUAGUGAACACCUCUGACAAGCCCCCCCACCCCACACCCUCCACCACCGCUUUCCUCCUCUUCCCCUCCCGCCAGCGUAAGAUGCCUGAGACAGAGAGCGAGUGGGAGCUGCUGACUGCACUUUCUUCUGAUCCAGAAUCAGUGGAAUCAGAACACCUGCAGAGGCUGGUCCAUGGCCUUCGGAUUUCUGUUUGACGCAUCUUGCCUUAACUUUUUUUAUUACUGUAUAAAGGAAGAAAAAAAAAAACAAAAGCGAGAAAAGUUUUCUACAGAAAAAUGUGUACUCCUGAAGAUUUGACACAUUGGUAAAUAAGAGCUGAAGAUGUAAAAUUGCCUCUGAUUUGGCACUGUAUGAUAUUGAAGCGGACCUCUUGUGGUGGGAUAUUAUUGACUCAAGCGUUUGUAAUUAUUUGCAAUUGAAAUAAAUGUGCAUUGUUUUUCCUGAAUCAAUUUGGGGAGGAAUUUGUUAAAUCCUCGUAGGUUUGGUGGUCAAAUUAUUCAUGUUUUGCUCUUCUAUUUUUGACCACUAUGCAUUCCCAUGUAUAAAGAAUCUUUUUUUUUUGUUUGUUUCCCAAGCCCUUGUUAAAAUAUAAAUUAAAUUUAGAAGCUGUGAUUUAACAUUCUCUUUAAAAAAAAAAAAAAAAAGAACUCGCACGUAACUCUCGAGGUGUGUUUUUGUUAGAAUCCCUUCAAAAUGGAGAGGCAUGGGUUGCUUCUGUGUUAUUUUACUUCUCCAUGUUGAACAGAAUGCUCAUUAGGAAACAACACAUAAUGCAAGCAAAGGGUUAAAAGGACGCCAGUGCAUUCUUAUCACUGUAAAUUGCUUUAUUCAUUUGAAUAGCCAAUGAGAACAGUAUAUCAUCUGUAAGUAUACAUCAUUGCCCAGCCCAUUCAUUUCAGAUGGCUCCUUUUUUAAACGUUUGAGAUCAGUGAAUUCACUAGUAUUGUGCUGUAUGUGAAUAAUCAUGACAGAAAUGGAAGUCUUUCAUUUUUCCUUUUUAGGUGCCGAUGUAUUUAUUUUUAACUUUCUUCCUGGUUUCCAAUAAACAGAGUCCGUGGAAUUGUCCACCUAUUGUGCAUCAUUUUAACAGCAGGGAUUAAAUCUCCCCAUCUGAGAUGAGCACAAUCCUACGAACGCUGUCACACCGAGUCUUAAAUACUUCUACAAACAUAUCUGCUUCCAGUUAAGUUUUACUGCAGAUCAUUCCAGGCUUCCUUUUCAUUACUUACCAGAGAUUUUGCAUGAUGUUGCCACCACAAAUAAAGACUCUAUGGGAAUA